AUGCGCACGAAACACGGCGAAGCAUAUGAGAAAUCGAAAAAAGUUGCUAUGAAGAGGAUAGCAUGGACUACCGAUGAGGACCUUGUGUUGGCUAAGCUUGAAAUAAAGCUUAAAGCUACACAGAAGGGUCAGAUACUUGAACGUCUAACAAUGGAAUAUAAUAAAAUAGCUUCUAGAUCAAAUUCGCAUAUUCGAUCCAAGGAAGCUAUUCGUGGUAGACGUCAACAGAAAGAAUAUAAAGUAGCCAUGGAAAAGAUGCUAUCUGAAGACCGGACUGAUCUAGACACUGAGUCAGACGAUGAUAGUAAAAGUAACAGUAGUUAUAAUGACGCUUCAUCAGAUGACUCGGAUGCUAGCGAUGCAACCACAAACAUACUGGAUGACAACAUUCAAGCGAUAAGAAGGUUUGUUGAAGACAAAUUAGUAACAACUAAAAUUCAACUUACCCCCAGUAUGCAUGCAGCAGUUGAUGCCUUUGUUAAUAUGAAUAGUACAGUUGACAUGUUAGAGUUGUCAAUGGCUGGGAUACGUGAGGCUAUAAGUAAUCUGCGUCUAAAGAAUGCUCAUAGAGGUACUAGAGCAAUAAGAACAAAUAAUUCGGUUAAUGGCAAACCUAUUCGAAAUGCUAAGCGUUACGAGAAAGCUCGAAAGUUAGGCUAUUACCAAAGAUUGUUCUACCAAAAUAAGGAGAAACUUGUUGCUGAGUUAAUAGAUGGUGUACAACCUAAUGUUGAACCACCGCCUAUUGACGUCGCAGUGGAACACUAUGAGAAGAUUUGGUCGAAAAAGUUCGUCGAUUCAGCAAUUUUUGAGCCCAAAACAUCGGUGGAUGGCGCUAUAUUACUUGCGCCUAUAACCAUAGAUGAAAUCAACUGGGCAAUAAAAAAUACGAAAAAGACAUCGGCUACAGGACUUGAUCAAAUUACAUUAUUGGAGGCUAAAGCAAUUGCUACUACGCAGUUGUUGGCGGCCUUCAAUAUCUGGUUAGGCCUCCAAAGAAUUCCAUUGGAGGUCAAGCAAAAUAAGACAGUUCUUAUUCCAAAAGGUACUACUUGUUUGGAUGAUAUUAAGAACUGGAGACCGAUUACGAUAGCGUCUAUGAUCCUACGUCUGUAUAACAAGGUAAUAGGCUAUCGAAUGAAUAAAGUGUUUAAGACGAGUGAUAAACAGGCUGGCUUCAAGCCUGUGAAUGGUUGUGGUAUAAAUGUCGCUUGGCUCCACUCCAUUCUCAAACACGCUCGAAUGACUAAAACCACACUUUACACAUGCCUACUGGACGUGUCAAAAGCAUUUGAUUCAGUUUCACAUGACUCUAUCAUCAGGGCAUUGAAACGAAAUGGUGCGCCAACUGAAUUUAUUCGGUUAAUCGCAGAUCAGUAUAAGGAUGUCUCGACUACGAUUAAGUAUAAAGACAUUUCUUCGAAACAGAUUGUCAUACUGUGUGGUGUGAAACAAGGAGAUCCGUUAUCUAGCAUAUUGUUCAACUUGGUUAUAGAUGAGCUUUUCGAAGUUCUCGGUGAUCAGUAUGGAUAUGCGGUAGAAGGUAUUGGGAAAUCGAAUGCCAGGUGCUUUGCCGAUGACCUCGCACUAGCUUCAUCAUCUAAGCUAGGAAUGGGAGAGUUAUUGUCCAAGACAAUAACGUUUCUAGAAGCACGUGGCUUAGCUAUUAACCCAGCUAAAUCUAUCUCACUCGGUCUGGUUAAGGGAUAUAAGGGCAAGAAAAGUAAGAUAGAAACUGAACCCGCUUUCUCAAUAAACGGUGUUCAAAUACCAAUGUUGGGUUAUAUAAAUAAUACUACUCGAUACCUUGGGAUCCAAUUCACAUCAUUAGGUGCAAUAGGAUCUGGACUCAUUAAGACUCAAAUUAAUGAAGUGCUGGACAAACUUGUGAAGGUGAAACUUAAAGCUCAGUGUAAAAUUGAGCUUUUACGAACACAUAUAAUUCCGAAAUUUAUAUUUAAACUUAUAAAUACAGAAUUAUAUCCUACCAUGAUCCGUCACGUCGAUAUAGCAGUUCGACAAGUUAUACGAAAAAUAUUGCAUCUAUCAGCCGGUUUGAGCAAUGAAUUCUUCCACCUACCUGCAAAGGAAGGUGGCUUGGAAUUCCCUGUUUUACAAGAACUAGUUGGUCUAGCUAAAGUCAAAUUAUAUCGGAAUAUAGCACUUCAAAACGAUGUUUUCUUACGAAACAUUGUAGAAAUGCAAGGUAGUGGAAUGAAUGAAAGAUAUUUGAAUCACUUGAAGCUAGGGGGGCAACCAACAGCCGAUGACUUACGAUCUCGAAAAGAUUGUCUAUUGAAGGAGAAGCGUACCGCAUACAUUCAAAAAGUUCAUAGUACAGGACAUGAAGUCUUCUCAACAUGUGCUCUCACGAACACAUGGUUGUUGAACGGUCAAAAAUCUAUGAAAACUAGAAUGUAUAUCAAUGCGAUAAAAUUAAGAACGAAUUCCUAUGAAACACGAGUCACGACCACCAGAGGACUCGAUGUUGAUAAAACGUGCAGAAGGUGUCACCGAGCUGACGAAAGUCUGAUGCACGUCCUACAAUGCUGCGAAAGUACCAAAGGCCCUCGUUAUACUCGUCAUCAUCAUGUGUGCUCAAGGGUAACUAUGAAACUGGCGGAGGCUGGAUAUACGGUUUAUACCGAGAAGAGUCUUCCUGAUCCUAACAACACCGGGCACUUACUGCGUCCCGAUAUAAUUGCUGUUAGGGCAGGUCAGGCAAUUGUUCUUGAUGUUUCUUGUGUAUAUGAAACGUCCGGGGCAGCUUUUCUGAAUGCUUACAAUAGAAAAGUUCAAAAGUAUAAACCGCUUAUACCGGCAAAAAAAGAAAAGUAUGACUGUGGUCAGGUGGAAGUGCACGGACUCAUCAUUGGUUCGCGUGGCUCAUAUCGACCAACACCUUUUAUGGUAUCUGAUGAGCGAGACCAUCUGGCUCUUUAUCUUGACGUUUUGUGCAUCCAACAGCGCCAGUUCUGCUUACCAAAAAUGGCCCACNGCUUCACGGCAAAUGAUCUGAAAUUUUUGGCCAUCUACUGCAUGGAAAACUCGGUUAGGGUGGCUGCAUUUUUUGGUCAAUCAAUCAGAUCAUCAUGGACUUAG
Molecule: messenger RNA, 3102 nt
Organism: Rotaria socialis
Lineage: Eukaryota; Metazoa; Rotifera; Eurotatoria; Philodinida; Philodinidae
Source: the annotation of a GenBank genome assembly